AUGCUUAAGGUGGCCCAACCCAGGACGAUCGUGGAGCUCCAGCAGAUCGAGAUCCACAGCUUGAGCGAGUGGAAGCGCAGCCAGACGGCCAGCCAGGCCAGCCCCUCGGCGGCGGAGUUGAAGGCACAAGAGGAGGCCAGCACCCAAAAGGCCACGAAGGUCUUGAAGAAAGUCCUCCACAAGCACAACUACCAGCGGGAGAAGCACGCAUUCGUGCAGGAGCGACGACCAGGCGGCGAGGUGAAGGCUGGCGAGGAUAUGAGCAACGCCAGGACUCAGCUCUUCCAGCGAAGUGCGCAGGCAUCACAGAGGUCCAAUGCCACCGGCAAGUCACGGGCAACAUCUCUUGACUCGGCCGUGUCCUCCAAGAUCCCCAUCGUGGAUGACGUUGUGGAUGUGGCUACAGAUGGCACGGGUCUGGUGGGCGACGCUUUGGGGGACGCGUACGAAGCAGCCGAGGAUCAGGUCAGCUUCGUCGCCAACACUGUCAUCGACUCGGUCGAGAUGGCUGUGGACAUCCUCCUCCGUGGCUUUACCGACUGGAAUGCUGGCUGUGAUGAGAACAGGUGGCCCUCCAUGUCUGUGGAUUCGAAUGGCCUGGACGUCGACUGGGGCCGGCAGAAGUGCUGGGUGAGACUCAUGGGCCAAACCUGCACUCUCUUCGACUUCAACUUCGGGACAACGGCUCUCAGCUGGCCGGAGCCACUGAAGACAGCAGUGGAAUUUGGCAUCAAGCCCAUCAAGGCCGUAUUUGGUUUGGGCAGAGAGCUGGUGCACUGUGCCACGAUUGAUUCCCCCGUCGAGCUGAUCAAGUGCUUUGGAUACAAGCUCAUCGAGGUCGUCCCUCCACUGAGCACCUUAAACCGUCUCAGCGACAUGCUGACUAACUUCAUUGAAGUCUUCGCCAAGAUCGCUGCUUCCGUCAUCCGCAAGGUGCUGGAGGACAAGCAAUCUCUGGUGCAGCAGGCCGCUGUCUCCAAAUUCCCGGCUGCUGGGUCAGCAGCUGUCGUCCACCACUCCAGCAAGAACCUCGUCAUCAAGACCCACGCGCAGCACCCGAAGCGGACCAAAUCCAAGCUCCCACGGGAACUGUCGGCAGCACAGGUGCGAACUGAAGGUGACGACGACGACGGUGGUGGCGCUCAGGGAUCCAUCAGCUUUGCAGUCCAUGACCAGGACGGCAACUAUGCGACAAAGCUGAUCACCCAGUUCAACGGCAAAGAGACAGACACGAGCUCUUGCUUGGCCUUUGCUCCAAAGAACAAGCACGGAAGCCACAACCAGGCGACGGAGUCGGACUGGCAGGUUAGCAACGAGGGUGACUUCAUUCAGCUGGAGCCCUGGGCAGUGCCCUGCGACAACUCGUGGAUGAAGGACCACUGGGACAAGUGGCAAGGCUAUUCCUUCUACACGUGGGAAAUGUCCAUUGAGAAGUGCGUGACCGUGAGCUAUGCACUUUCGAUGCAGCCCGUGCUCUCUUUCGUAGGUGGAAUGGAGUUUGACUUGAUGCCAGCACCCCUGGCCUCCCUGGACACCGUCGUUUGCUGGCCUGAUAAGCAACCUGGCGGCGUCGACCUCAGUGUCCUGCGUUCGGAGAUCCGCUCCGCUGGCGUCCUCCUUUUCAGCCGGACACUCCGCUUGACCAAGCGCUUUGGCGGCGGCACGGACUUUACCGACGAGAACACCUUCGGUGCUCAUGAGACCUGGCGCAACCCCAUUGGCAUCGCCACCGGCCAGCAUGCCGUCGAGGAUGACCGGACCUUGGAGCCCAUGGCUAGGACGUCCCUCACGCAGGGCAACCACAGCCUUAAAGCAUCGGAAGCCGGAGCAGAAAGCAGAGAACGCAUCCGUGGCACAGAGGACAGCGGCACGCUUGUCUGGGAGACGGACGUGGAGGACUUCCACCUGGCAUCCAUUGACUAUGGCCAGGACCUGAGCAUCAACAAAACAUCGGAAAAGCAUGGUGCAGCCGCCUUCAGCGCCUUGCAGGGCGAGGAUGGAAAGGCAGACUACUUUCAGCUGUUCAGCUUCAAGAACCCGGGCAUGGCGAGCUUUGAAGUCCAAGGGCUGCUAGAAGACAACAGCCUGGAGCUUGGCAUGAAGGUGCGUUUUGGCCCCUUCGAGUCGCCGGAGAAGAGGAUUCCGUUGAUCAACAUCGUCGACCAGUUCUCCAUCGUGUUGACAGCCCUGCCUUUCGUGUCAGUCGACACGAAGAUGAAGGCUCUUGCUUCCCUACGAGGCUUCACAAAGAACGACAUGGAGAAGGUGGCAGAGCCGGUGCCGCCUCCGGCUUUGAGACCAGGAAGCAUGAUCGCCCUGUACAGCAAGAAGUGGAAGCGGUACCUCCGCAUGAACGACCAGGCAGACCUGGAUGGAAGCGGCACCAGAGAGCUCGAGGAUGGUGUGCCCGACGAUUGGUCAUGGGAGCGCUUCACCGUGGUGGACGGCGGAAAUGGCCAGAUUGCUUUGCACAGUUCCAAGUGGAAUCGCUUUGUGAAGAUGGCAGACGAUGAGAUGACAGCGAGCGCCGUCAAGGCUGCUAACCUUCUUCCUCCGCCAAAUGUCUGGACAUGGGAGCGCUUCACCGUGGUCUACGUCGGCGACGGUGAAAUUGCCUUGCACAAUUCUCUCCACAACCGCUACAUCCGCCUCGGCAACAAUGGCCAUGUCGACAGCAGCAGCACUCGCAGCAUCGCCGAUGGUGUGCCCGACGAUUGGUCCUGGGAGCGCUUCACCGUUGUGGAAGUAAAGCCCUACUUGAAGCCAGGCUCUGUGGUUGCCCUGCACAGUGCCAAGUGGAACCGUUUUCUGCGCAUGAACAACAACGCCGACAUGGACCGCAGCAGUGAAAAGGCAGUCAAUGAACUACCGGAUGGUUGGAGUUGGGAGCGCUUUCGAGUGGUGGAUGGCCAAAACGGGCAGGUUGCCUUGCACAGUGCCAAGUGGAACCGCUUCAUCAAGAUGAACGAUGAAAACAUGGAGGCAAGCAUCAUCAAAGCUGCUGACGACCUACCCCCGCCGACCGAGUGGACCUACGAGCGCUUUGCGGUUGUGCCCGCAGGGAACGGGGAAAUCGCUCUGCACAACACCUUGCAUAACCGCUUCGUCCGCAUGACGGACCAGCAUGUGGACGGCAGUGGCCACAAAAACGCACAGGAUUUGCCAAGCAACUGGGACUGGGAGCGGUUCCGCGUUGUGGAGGUCUCCGACCUUGGCACGGAUGAAGACGAUUCCGGCUGGUCCUUCCAAGCGAGAUAA
Molecule: messenger RNA, 3258 nt
Organism: Symbiodinium natans
Lineage: Eukaryota; Dinophyceae; Suessiales; Symbiodiniaceae
Source: the annotation of a GenBank genome assembly